UCAUUACUUUUACUUAAAUACACUCUUAACUCUUAAUUCUCUCUCCCUCUCUCUCUCUUUUUUAGUCUUAGGGUUUAACCCUUUUCCCACCGCUAAUACUGCUACCACGCCCAAUGGCUUCACUUCUUUUGAGCUUCCCUUCCAGAUUUAUCUUCUCCAAAGAGGUCUCUGCUUUAGGUUCUCAUACUAUGGAGAUGAUGUCAAGAAAUGGUUGGAGGAUAGUAACCUGGCUUCUUACUCCAAUUUUGUAUCAACCCAAUCGGUGAGUUGAUGUGCCUAAGAUUGGGUGUAGGGAAUGAAGCAAUUGGUCCGUGCUUGUAGGAUAGAUGUAUAAAUUUUCAAUGUCUAUCUUCUUAUCUUUCUGUUUCCUAUAUUAUUUGGAUUCUUGAUAUUACAAUCGUUUAUUUUGAUGAUGAUUCUAAUAUUAUAUUUAACUCCAUUACAAAAAUCAUAUGCAAAUAAUGAAUCAAUCUCGUUUAACUUUCACAAUGCAAACAAACGAUUGAUCUUGCGUUAGAGAGUAUCGCUUAAAUAGAUAUCUUUGUGUAGGCUCUCAAUGUCAAUAACUGCAGAUUGAAAUAUCCACAUAAUCAAGUUGAAAUCGAAUAGUUUUUGACCUCGAGGGUCAGGUUUGAAAAUCAAGGAAUGAAUGCGCUUGUGCUGUCUCUACGUGCAUCAUGUUCUUGAGGGACUUCCUGCGUGUUGUUGUUAUUACCCUUUCCUUGACCUAGCCAAGACAUUGUGAGUCUUGAUGGGAAAACUUUCUUGCUUGAUUCUUGCUUUGGUGCCUUCUUCUUCUGGUCAUUGACUGCGUGCGAGAAGCUCCUGAGUUCGUUAAGCCGCUUCAUCUUUUCUUUCUUCUGCUUCUUCUUAUGGAAGGAGAGGAAGAAUAAAGCCACCACUUUGGUGACCUUGUUCCCUGAAGCAGUAGAAGAAGAAGAAGAGGCUUUCUUGAGUUUUAAAUGCCGGUUAUGGCGUCGGGGACAGCUCUUGGUGAUUCUGAUCAGGAGUUUCCUACAUGGUCUGAGAAUCUUGUGGUUUAAGGUAACUAACGACUCAGCCCCCCUCAUCUCUUGGUUGUUUUCCUCUGUUUGUAGAAAAAAAGAGAGAAUGUAAGAAGAAGAAGGAGACAGAAGCAAAGGUCUGGGAUAAUGUAUGUGUUUAUGUGAUUA
Arabidopsis thaliana (thale cress) is the source of this 1172-nucleotide messenger RNA. RefSeq lists its product as uncharacterized. The transcript is spliced from 2 exons. NCBI's taxonomy places the organism in Eukaryota, Viridiplantae, Streptophyta, Magnoliopsida, Brassicales, Brassicaceae. The coding region runs from base 114 to 266 and encodes 50 amino acids. The record is from RefSeq and is marked reviewed.